AUAUUAGGCAAAUCUAUACUAAAAACAUUUUUUUUUGUUGUGUUUAUUGAAAGUGAAGUAAUUCUUUCUGCGCGAUUUCGCUUGUAUUCUUCUUGUGGUGUUCAAAUUUCAAGGUUUACUUUUGGUAGCCGCGUCCGCCAUCACCAACGCAGAGACUAACUCGAAAACGCCGGGGUUUAUUUCUGUCAGAAAAAACCGCAUUCGGAUACAUAUUUAUAUUGCAGAGCUCGCUUUUUUAAUACAAAAUGUCGGAGGAAAAGAAGGCCGAGACUGAGCACAUUAACUUAAAGGUUUUGGGCCAGGACAACGCUGUUGUCCAGUUCAAGAUCAAGAAGCACACUCCCUUGCGCAAGCUUAUGAACGCCUAUUGCGACCGUGCAGGAUUGUCAAUGCAAGUAGUUCGUUUCCGAUUUGAUGGGCAGCCAAUCAAUGAGAACGACACUCCUACAUCACUGGAGAUGGAAGAAGGAGACACAAUUGAAGUUUAUCAGCAGCAAACUGGUGGCGACAUGGGAAAUUCGUCUCAGAAUGCCUGACUCUCUAAACAUAAACAUUUAAGAAUUUAAAACCAUAUUUAAUUGCAACUAUACCAAUGCGUCGUAAAAUAAUUCAGAUUUAGUGCUGCCUUCUAAAAUGUAGCAAGUGGGUAACGGUAAAUUAUCGUGAAUUCUAAAUUAACAAGCAAGUUGGUCAGUCCAUUAAAAAUUUUUAUUUCAAUAAAUCACAAAUUUAUAAAGUCCAUGUAACAACUUCACAUUAAAUAUAAAUAUGUUCUAAAUGUACAAACAGUAAUUAAACAUCUGUAUUAACAUAAAGUCAA
Molecule: messenger RNA, 820 nt
Organism: Scaptodrosophila lebanonensis
Lineage: Eukaryota; Metazoa; Arthropoda; Insecta; Diptera; Drosophilidae
Product: small ubiquitin-related modifier 3-like
Exons: 3
Coding region: 246-536 (96 amino acids)
Biological process (GO): protein sumoylation
Cellular component (GO): nucleus
Molecular function (GO): protein tag activity; ubiquitin-like protein ligase binding
Source: RefSeq, a predicted model, not a curated record